AUGGAAAUGGACAAAGAACCAUAUGAUUAUAUAUUUAAAAUUAUCAUAAUUGGAAAUGGAAGUUGCGGUAAAACAAGCAUAUUGUAUCACUAUUUGAAUGCGAAAUAGCCAAAGAAUGUUGCCUAGACUGUGGGGGUUGAGUUUUCGUCAAAAAUGAUUUCAAUAAAAGGGAAAUCGAUUAAGUUACAGUUAUGGGACACGGCAGGUCAAGAACGAUAUAGAUCAAUUGCAAGAACGUAUUACAGGGGAGCAUUGGGAGCAGUUUGCCUUUUUGAUUUGACAAACGUGGAAUCCUUCUAAAAUAUGUAGCAGUGGAUUAAAGAUGCAAGAGAUUUUGCAAGGCCUGAUAUAUGUAUUAUAGCAUGUGGGAAUAAGGUAGAUUUGAUCGAAUAAAGAAGAAUUACUGAGAGUUAGGUAUAAAAAUUAGUGAAGGAGUAUUCAAUUGAUUCUUAUUUUGAAACAAGUGCAGUUACAGGAGAGCAAAUAGAGAAUAUGUUUUUGACAUUAUCAGGGAAAUUAGUUUAAAGGAUAGACAAUGGGUUGAUUGAGAAGAACGAUUUAAAACCAAUAUUAUUGGCUACCCACUCCUCAAAGGAAGAAGCGAAAGAAUAAACUUGUUCUUGUUGA
This is a messenger RNA of Paramecium tetraurelia, 627 nucleotides long. RefSeq lists its product as uncharacterized. Gene Ontology annotation, molecular function: GTPase activity; GTP binding. Lineage: Eukaryota; Ciliophora; Oligohymenophorea; Peniculida; Parameciidae. The transcript is spliced from 3 exons. The record is from RefSeq and is a predicted model, not a curated record. Gene Ontology annotation, cellular component: endosome. Gene Ontology annotation, biological process: regulation of endocytosis.